GCCAUAGGCUGCUCCCAGCCAACUGCAGUUCUGGGAGGUCAGUUCAGAGGCCAUAGAGUAAGAUUAAUAGUGUUCUCAAAUUUACUGGUGCAUACAAUGCUUUUUGCUCCUUUUUUGCACGCGUAACAUCAAAUAACCAUAAUUUCACCAGCUGCAGGCUAUCCAUGAAAAGGUGUCUGGUGGGUUUGCCUACCUGAGGGUUUUUACUUUAUGGACUAGGGGGAGCUCUUGUCUGAUGAUGAUGUCAGGACAUGACGCUGACUGUGCUGCCCUGGCUGCUGAUGGGGAACUGCUCAUGAAACAGCCCAGUGAGGAGAGAGGAAGCGCAAGCACCGUCCCCUCAUGGCUGCUCCCACGCCGCAGAAACAGGAAUCGCUGCUGCUGCUUCCUCUUUAAGAAACCACUGACAUUUGACCUCUUCCACUCCCCACUUUGAUCUGCGUCCAAGUCAGCUGGAGAGCAGAUUGGGAAGGCUGGUCAUGGUGUCGCCAGAGAAGGUGUGGGAGCCCAUGCAUGCGGGCCAGUCUUAUGUAAGCCACGACCACCUGGAUCCUACAGCCCUUCUGCCACAUACAACACAGUGCAACAGAGGAAGUACCACAGACUGAAGCUGUCAUCUGGGACUUUGCAUACCUGUCCCACAGCUCAGGACAUUGAGUUCCACUCAAUUAAAAAACACAUUCUGUUGCCAGGACAGGGAACAAGGAGGUGUUGUGGAGAUGAAGGCUAAAAGACAUGGGUCUCGGGGAGAGGUUGUUAUGGAGGACAGACUGGAGGACAUGCCCGAUGGACCUAAAAAUGCAAAAAUCACCCUCAGCUUUCCACUUAGUGCUGCACCGCUCCCCCUGACUCUGACAUCUCCCAACCACUGCCGUAGUUCCUCAUCGUCCUCCUCUCCUUCUCCACAACGGCGUCGCCAAACCUCCAAAUGCUCAGACGAGGGGGCGCUAUGGAAACUGGAUUCUACCACAGACGUUAAGCACAGGCCUUUUAAGCCUCCCAGGCGUGACAGCUCUCCGUCCUCCUCUCCUUCCUCCUCCUCUUCUCCAAUGACUGCUCACACACUCAUGAGAAAGGACAUCAAAUCCCCGCCUCCACUCAAGUGCUCUAAACUGAGCCCAGACACUCCGUUUCAUAGAUCACCACCAAGGUCUUCCAGUGGGGCUUUGGAAGGCUGUUACGGAGGGGAUGUAUGGGAUGAACGACACAAGCUGCCCAGCACUGCAGCCUCUCAGACCGCUCAGAUCCUCUUCAGCUUGGGCUCAGCUUAUAACAGGCCUGGGGACACAGAGGGAAGAGAGAAAAUAACCAAGAGACCAGCUGGCAAACCAGGGGGCUCUCAUGGUCCAAGUCUUCACCCGCCCUCUCUGCAUCUUCCUCCCCCUUUGCCCCCACCUCCUCCAUCUGAAGGCCACACUGCACCAUCCCAUCCGUCCUCCUAUUCCCCCUCAGACAGCCUAAAGCCUGAACUCAUAUGUGGCGUGUGCCACCGGCUCUUCAGCUCUGCCGCUUCCCUCACAGUCCACAUGAGGCUGCACCGUGGCAGCCGCGCCCUCAGCUGUCGCUACUGUGGCAAAGUGUUCAUCCACAGCAAGAGGCUGCAGUCUCACGAGGCCUCCUGCAGAGUGCCAGAGCUCCCCUCUAGCAGCCUGGGCCCUCCUGCCCUCACCAUGCAGCCCAAAGAGGAGCCCCUGGAGGAGGGAGAGGUGAGGGUAGAAGGAGGGGUGAUCGUGGCCCAGGCGGACAUCACUAAAGCACGGCCGGGAAAGAAAGCACAGAAUCUCCUGGCACGAAUCCAAAGUGAUGAUGCAGCAGCCGCAGAGCUACUAGCGGGUGAUGAGCACCAUUUUGUAAAGGUUGUAGACGGCAAUGUCAUCUACUUCUGUUCUGUGUGCGAGCGCUCCUAUAUGACCCUGUCCAGUCUCAAACGCCACUCCAACGUGCACUCAUGGCGGCGCAAAUACCCGUGCCAUUACUGUGAUAAGGUUUUUGCUUUAGCCGAGUACCGCACAAAGCACGAGGUGUGGCACACAGGAGAGCGCCGCUACCAAUGCAUCUUCUGUUGGGAUGCCUUUGCCACAUACUAUAAUCUGAAAACACACCAGAAAACCAUACAUGGCAUUAAUCCCAGCCUCAUCUCCAGUGAAAAGACAGCUAAUGGAGGCUAUAAGCAGAAGGCAAAUGCCCUGAAGCUCUACCGUCUUCUUCCUAUGCGCUCCCAAAAGAGACCAUAUAAGACCUACAGCGACAGUUUGCAUAAUGGAUUGCUGCUGCAAUCAGCUGAAAACCCUUCUCUUGCUGUGCCUGGCCUGGACUGUGCUCUGAGCCCUGGAGAUCUGCAGAGUCUCCUGAGUGGGACCCAUCCUCAGACUGUUAAGCCCGACCCCGAUGACUUCCCCGACAGCUUCCCUGUUACUGUGCCUGCUGAGCAAAGAGACCACUCUGGAUUACCACAACUCUCUCAGACAGACAUGUCUCCCAUUAGAAAACAUGACAGUGAGGUGGCAGAAACUGAACAGGGCAGAGCAGGUGGCAGCUUUAAAAUGUCCAGUAGCAGCAGAACCAAAAUGUCCAAGACAGGUAGAUGCCCAGAUACUAACAUGCCUUCUGUGAUAACAUAUGGCCACACAAAACCCUCUGUAAUAGACAUGGGACAUCUGUGUCCUCCUCUGUCAUUGUGCAGCAAUCAGGUCACAUCUGGAAAUGACAAAACAGACUGCUCUUCUUCUUUAAGUAGUAGCCAAACUUUACACAAAAACAGCCCCAAAUUGAUGAAGAAAAGGGACAGUCUAGAAAAUCACAGAAAGCGAUCUAGAGACAGUUCAGAUACAACAGACGAUGGUUCAAGAAGCAGACGAGACACAGACACCGGCACAAAACCAUUACACAAAUCACGUAAGUCGCACAGUAAAAGUGAAAUAAGCACUUCAAAACAGCAGUCGCCAACUAUAAGUUCACAGGGCAAAGAUGCAGGGCCAUUGUGCCAGAUAACAGUACGCAUAGGGGAGGAGGCUAUAGUGAAGCGCAGCAUUUCAGAGACAGACCUUAGGAGAGACAAAAGCCUUUCUCCUCCUAAAAACAAACGCAGUGACACAUCAUCUGGGAAAGAGGUUAAAGAUUCCAGACACUCACACUCCCACCAUCACCACAAACACCGCAGGGCCAGUUUAGAUGCACAGGAAACACGUGAGAAAGAGGAGGUGAGGAAGCAGUACAGCCCCGAUGCAGUCAGAGAAUACUACUUCCGUCAAGAGGUGCGCGAGCAACAAGAGAGUGAUCAUGACAAUGAGGACAAUUUAUGGAGACCGUACUACUCUUACAAGCCUAAAAGAAAGGUCCAAGCACACCUGCAGAGAGUGAAGACCUGGCAAAGAAAACUCAAAUUCAAACGCUCUUUGAGGCUUAAAAGGAGAGUAGACAGACUCAAGAACCUUUCAACUAAAGACACAGAAAAGUCAAAUUAUGAGGAAGAGGAAGGAAUAAGUGAUAGGGCUGAUACAAUGUCAAAAACUAAAAAGGAAAAAGGUAAAAAGAAAAAGUAUGAUUUCUCAGUUUCAAAGGAGAAGAAGAUAGAUUCAGAUGAGCAAGUUAAGGAAGUCCAGGCUAAAACAUCUCCUCCUAUUCUUGACCCCCCAAAGUCUUCUCAGUCUACCUCAACUGCCCCCACUGCAAUCAAAAGGCGACCCUGGACGAAUGGGAACGCAGCAGAGUGUGGUACAUGUGGACGCUGGUUCUCAAGUACCAGGAAGAGAGACAAACAUGAGCUGAGCCAUCUGCUGGAGUUUGUCUGUCUCUUCUGUAGAGCCACUUUCCCGUCCACCGAAAAGUUGGAAGACCACCAGAAAGCCCAGCAUCCCAAGCCUGUCGAGUCCCCCUCCCAGUUAGUGGCCCCUAAAGUAGCACUUACUGAUCCAACUGAAGGAGCCAGGCUUAAACAAGUGCCAGCUAUCACAAAAUAUGAUGAAGAUAAAGCCUCUCAUGCUGUAGAUCGUAUUUCCAGUCCAAGUCGGUUGAGCAGAAGCACUAUCCGGCACACUUGCCCACAAUGUCAUAAAGUGUGCAAGACCUCGUCAGCUUUAAACAGACAUAUCCGGCGCCAUGAGUUAAGUAGUUCCCCCGAGAGAGAUGACAAAGAACCUAAAACACAAAUUACUAGCAGAGAAUUGCACAGUGAGAAGGAGCAGGCACCUUUAGCCCUCUCGGUUUCAGUUAUAAACUAUACACCAUCUGAGUUAGCUAGUUCAAAUGAGCAUGGUUUUCAAAGUGAUACAAGCAAACAGUCUAAUGAGCUUAAAGUUACUGAGAAAAAUGUGUUUACAGAGCCCAAAGAAAUAGCCAGAGAACCUACCCCUCAAAAUGACCCUGUGUUAGAUCAACCCAUUAAUCUUACACCUAGUAAACCAGACUUUUCCCCAGCAGCGCACAGUGUCUUGAUCAUGAACGGAUCCGAAUGCCUAGAUUAUCGUACUCCCAGUAAGAAAAACUUAGAUGCUCAGUGCCACAGACUGCCCAGCCCUGUGCAAUGUCCCAACAACACCAGAAUCACCACUGCUUCUCUACCGCCUGUUUCCAUGACAACAACUCCCACCCCUGAGGCGGGAUACAGGAACCGGGAUGGGGUCAUUAUAGACAGAGACAGACAAAAAGGGGGGGAUAGGUAUUUGCACUCCAGUUUUGAGGAACCACCCCUAGUGCACCAUCUGAGAGUGCAGCCUCAGUCGAGAUGUGAGUCCCCCAACGAAGCACAAGACUUAACCAUGUCGUCCCUACGUGCCAGAGAGAGAGAGCUAGAAAAAGAAAGGGAAAGAGAGAAACAGAGAAUGCAGCAGAUUAGAAUUAUUAAGCACGCUCAGGACAACCACAAUGCUUUACUGGUGCCUAAAGAGGAGCCUUUAAGCCCUGUGCAGUCCCCCCAUCACAUGCCCACUCCAAACAAUGUAAAUGGCAACUCUGCACACAGACACACUCCCAAGCCUCCCUGUCUAACUCCCUCUGCUAUGGGACAACCAGCUGAGCCCACCCGCCACGCCUCUCAGCCAGAUGGGGCAGCUGCUGCUGACCGCCCCUCUGCCCAUGCUCUGCCCCUCCCCAGGGCUCCACAGGCUCCACAUGACACUGACAACCAGGACAAUUCAAGAGAUUUCCAACAGGUGGAGGACUAUCCUGACCAGGAAUACCCUCUACCACUCACAGUACCAGACAGCUACCGCUCUGAUAAAAAGCAGGAUGAUGGUCUACUCGUGCCCUCUUAUCCUUCUGGAACACUUCCUUUUGGUACAUUGGGGAAAGUGGUUGUUCCUAAUGGAGCAGACUUGAGCAAAAUUCCCUUCUACCCAGAUCCCUACCCUCUGCUGUACGGACCCCAGCUGCUAGCAUACCCCUACAACUUAGCUGCUCUUCCAGUUGCUCUUAACAUGAUGGCUCCUGGUGGAGACAAAGUAGAACCACUGCCUUUCCUCCCUGCCAUAUUUAACUACGCCACUGGGCCCUAUAUGGGUGCAGCGCCACACCCCCUUGUGGCCAAUACUACCCUCUACAGUACUGGCAGCAGUGAAGGCAAGAAACAACGGGACAACACCAGCAAACCAUAGGACAAGACACACUGAGCAGAUGUAGGCCAUUUUGGAGGGACGUGACUGGUGUGGGCUUACUGCAGCAGGACCCCUCCUCUCUUGUAUUCAGUAGAUCUGAGCUAGGCACUUAAUUAGAGGAGUGAAACUUUACUCCUGCUCGCCCUUGCACCAGUCUCUCCUGUCAUUCUGUAGUGUGUAAUAGUCCUAGAGCUUGAUGAAUCUUCCCUCGCUGUAUUAUCUAUAUUAUACAAAUAUGAACUGCUAACAGGGUGUGUGUUGUGUGAAACAUUAGUUCAGUCAGCUUCCCUUUAUAGUCACUGCAUAAUGAGGCUCUUCUAGAGUGGCAUGUGUGGGCACGACUAGACAAAACACAAGUCUUCACUUAAAACAACGUGAGGCUUUAAGCAAUGACAAUACUUGUAUGUGUACAUGGACAAGUAUAAAGGGAUCUGUGCAUACCGAGUGGGGCUUGUACAGGUUUAGUGCAUAAUAGAAGUGUGCAUUACUGUGAAUGAAGGGGGAUUUCAUGAAUGAGUUUAUCAUUCCAUGUGGUUUGAAGGCACACACAAAUUCCUGCUUUAGUUGGAAUGGUUACUGUGUUGUGCAUAGGGCAUCUAAAUGUUAGUCUGAGUACAAGUACAUGACAAUGACGUCUCAGUGGAGCUGGACAGAUGAGAUCAAUUCUAAAGCAUUCACCAUAGUUUAUGUCAUGUGCACCAAAUAGUAAAAAGGUGCCUGCUUAAAUGGGGCACUAGUAGCUGCUUUGGAUAUGUAGCUGGUCACUGGGUAAGAAAUACGACUGAUAGACCAUUGCACUCCCAUUUUUAUCAUCUCAUUUCUAUGACUUAAAAUAGUAUUUACAAGUCAGCCUUUAUUUUGUGAGUAGCUUUCAUUUUGCUGGAACGAUCAUUUUCCUUGGAUGAAGUCAAUGACAAUAAUUAAGGAAGGAGAAAAAGAAUUCAGGGUAUUGAGGUUUUUCUGCAGAGACAAGGGCACAAAACUGUAGGACAGGGACAAACUGCCUUCUUGUUGAGGGCAGUGUAGGGCGAGGCGGAGAUCUGGGGCCAAAGUGCCCCACGCUCUUCUGUUUUGGGGCUUUUUGUUCCAUGUUUUGUUCUGUUUAUAUUUGUUUUGUUAAACUGUUUGUUAAUGUUGUUUAGUCCCCUGACCUGAUGGAAAGGGGAUGAACCUAAAAUAAUGAAUGUAAAUCUAGUCGUGAGGUUAAUGAAGUACAGCACAGCUGCAUUGUUGCUAGAAUCAGUCUUUUAUAUUAUUUGAUACAAAUAACCAGUUAAAGUCGUAUAAUAUCUGGUAUGCAUAUAAACAGUAGUUCUAGAAACUUUGGUUCUGUAUCCACAAAGCAUGAGCAACACUUGCUUCCUAAACAUGUAUAUCCUCACCAAGGUUGACAUAGUACGCUUUAGUUUCUUUUUUUUUUCAGACUUUCAUAUCUAAGUUCACUCACUGUUGUUUGAUAAGUAUACGGACAUGUGUGACAGUACUGGGAUGGCUUUUGGAUUGAAAAGGAAUUAAACACAGUGACCAAAGGGUGCACAAAUGCCCUCUCUUUACAAUGGUUACAAGCCUUUUGUGAUUGAGUGACAAAAGUGAAAUUAUGAUUGAGAAAACCAAAACAGACCUACUAAGGAGCAUUAUUACAGUAAUACAUGGUCCACGUGUGUUGUUCACUUUGAGGGUUUAUCUCAUUGUAUAAAGCCUUGCUGUAUCUAAUAUAAUAUCUCAAGCCAUUCCUGUAGAUGCACAUGUUGUAUUUUGGACCAUUUCUUAUGCCAUAGUUCACCUGUUAUCAUACAGACCAAAAGCAUGCAAAAUGAUGUAUUGUAGUGACUGGAUUGAAAUCUGGUGGUCAUAUAAACUAUUAAUUGUAUGUUUUAGUUGAAAUGAAUGUGCCUCUGCUUUGAUAACUAUCUAUGGUGAGAAGAUUUCCAGAUUUCAAGUGUUAAGGUGCCUUGUUGUGGCAAAAGAAAUUUCAAAAGUAAAUGAACGUUUUCUUGAAAACGGAUAUUAUAAUAUGGAGAGUUUAUGGCUUUGCUCUGAAGCUGUAGAUGUAGGGGUGUGUGGCAUUGUGUACAUGUCUAGGGUAAUACUGUGCCAUAUAGAGCUCACAGAGUAUGUUAAUGUUAUUUUUAAAGAUGUUUUAAUGUUGCCUGAUAACUUUGUCUUUAGAUUUGAUACAAAGGCUUGUAGCCACAGCUCCCCAAAGUCUGUAGUCUCCUUUUCUGACAUAACUGUUCUCUAUCUCCCUCCUUGUUUAUGUCUACUGUUUCAACUUGCUGCAAUCAAACAAAAUAAAGUAUUAACCUGAUGACCAAUCAAAAAUAA
This is a messenger RNA of Boleophthalmus pectinirostris (great blue-spotted mudskipper), 7916 nucleotides long. It is a transcript of the gene zbtb4, whose product is annotated as zinc finger and BTB domain containing 4. The record is from RefSeq and is a predicted model, not a curated record. Gene Ontology annotation, molecular function: RNA polymerase II cis-regulatory region sequence-specific DNA binding; DNA-binding transcription factor activity, RNA polymerase II-specific. Gene Ontology annotation, biological process: regulation of DNA-templated transcription. Lineage: Eukaryota; Metazoa; Chordata; Actinopteri; Gobiiformes; Gobiidae.